UUCAGUUUAAGAAAGAAACGAAAGAGCUGACGGUACAGGAGACAUCAUAUAUAGAAAAUCAAAUUUCAGAACUUCAACCCACUAUUGGUAUGCUGGAUAGUGAAGAAAUUGCAGUUUCUCAUGUUUGUGUGAUGACGAUGAUAGACGGCAAAGUGUGUAAUGCAAUAACGGAAACAGCUUCUUCACAAACAUGUUAUAUAUGUAAAGCAACCCCCAAACAAAUGAAUGACAUCGAAAAACUAUUAAAGAGGGAAGUUGUCCAAGAAAAUUUGAAAUUUGGAUUGUCAACUCUACAUGCCUGGAUCAGGUUUUUCGAAUGUUUGCUGCACAUUUCCUAUAGAUUAGAAGUUAAAGUUUGGCAAAUUCGAGGAAGUAACAACAGAGCAGUUUUUGAAAACAAGAAACGUACCAUACAACAAAUUUUCAGAGACAGAACAGGUUUGCUUGUGGAUAUACCUAAGAGUGGAGGUAGUGGAACUACUAAUGACGGCAACACAGCUCGACGAUUUUUUGCUGACCCCUCACUGUCUAGUGAAAUUACUGGCAUAGAUAAAGAUGUCAUUAUGCGAUUUGGUAUUAUAUUACGCACCUUAUCUUGUGGCUAUGCAAUCGAUGUGCGAGCUUUUGAAGAGUAUUGUUUGGAAACCGCAAAACUGUAUGUCGCUAAAUAUUCAUGGUAUUAUAUGCCUUCUAGCGUGCAUAAAAUAUUACUCCAUGGAGCCAUAGUAAUCAAGGAGGCUAUUCUGCCUAUCGGUCAAUUGUCAGAAGAAGCCCAAGAAUCAAGAAAUAAGGAUCUCAAAAGUUUUAGGGAGAAACAUACACGAAAAAUUUCGAGAAUAUCAGGAAAUCAAGAUUUGUUAAACAGGCUCCUUAUAACUUCAGAUCCAGUAAUUUCAUCUUUGCGGCAGUACCCACUCCGAAAAAGUUCAAACAUAUCUUCUGAAGUUGUAUCCUUGUUGAAGGCGCCCUCGUUAGAAUCAAUGGAAGCAGAUUCUCUUAGAGCUCUACAACUUAAUAUGGAAAGCCGCCAAGUUUCUUCAUCCGACGAGGAAGACGACAGCGCGAGCGACGUAGAUUUUUAGUGGUAAGCAUACUAUUGUAUUUACAAGGGCGGAUCUAAGGGGGCCCAGGGGCCCAUACCCCCCUUGGGAUUCACAUUUUGAACUGAUUAUAAAGUUAAAAAUUAAAUUUUAGUAUUUAAGUAUAUCAAAGUAAGUUAUAAGUAUAAUCUUUUAAGCACUAAUAUAUUAGAUUUUAAAUAGACUUUAUUUCAUGCCAUUUUUACCCCCUCCCUUGCUAGAUUUUUCUAUCGCUAUGCCCCCCCUUGAGACUUUUCUGGAUCCGCCCUUGUUUAUUUAUUUAGAAGCUAAUAAACUUGUUACAGAGCGGAAUUUUUAUUUUUAUACCUAUUACCAAACAUAUUUUGAUAAAUUUCUCUAAGUUUUUUCGAAUUUGUACCUAAAUAAUUUAUAAUCUUACUAUACUUAGUAACAAGUAACGUAUUUUACGGUAAUUCAUUUUAUUUUGUUAAUAUUUUUUAACCAUAUAAACAAUUAAUUGCAUAAAGAUCGAAAAGUCUACUCAAUGUAAUUAUUAACCUUAUGGCCCCCCUAAAAGUUACGCCUGGGUAGUUUAAUUUUUUUUAUUAUUUUUUCCUUUAAAAGACUACAAUUUUAAAGCCCUUCAGCCCAUUUUCAGAUUUUUGACCGCUUUUUGCAUUUUCUGGCCCACUGUGCAGCGCAGG
This is a messenger RNA of Diabrotica virgifera virgifera (western corn rootworm), 1744 nucleotides long. RefSeq lists its product as uncharacterized. Lineage: Eukaryota; Metazoa; Arthropoda; Insecta; Coleoptera; Chrysomelidae. The coding region runs from base 90 to 1082 and encodes 330 amino acids. The record is from RefSeq and is a predicted model, not a curated record. The transcript has a single exon.